Molecule: messenger RNA, 1730 nt
Organism: Salpingoeca rosetta
Lineage: Eukaryota; Choanoflagellata; Craspedida; Salpingoecidae
Exons: 7
Coding region: 182-1498 (438 amino acids)
Biological process (GO): molybdate ion transport
Cellular component (GO): membrane
Molecular function (GO): molybdate ion transmembrane transporter activity
Source: RefSeq, a predicted model, not a curated record
GCCAGACAAGACUGGCAAAGGAGGCAGCGAGCGAGUGAGCGCAUUGACACCAGCGCAGUUGUGACAACACCUCCAACCGCAGAGUGAGCGGGACGAGCCUUCACGUCACGCGUGUUGAGUUGAACUUCCCGCCUGUGUGAGGAUCGACCAGUGACCACCACCACCACCACCACCCUGGGCGAUGGCGGCGGCUGGGUUUGAAGAAGCCGUGUAUGUGGUGUUUGGGUGCGUGGCUGUGGGCACCAUUGCGGCGUUUGUGUACACGAGCACGUUCCACAAGCUGUCCAAGAAUGCCGACUUUGUCACCUUCCAGUACAAGUACCUUGGCAUCUACCUUGUGGCCAUGAUGGCAGAUUGGCUCCAAGGACCUUACUUGUACAGGCUCUACGAGCACUACGGCUUCCUCGAGGAGCAAAUUGCUGCGCUGUACAUCAGCGGGUUUGUCAGCUCCAUGCUGUUUGGGCCCUUGCUGGGAAAUCUGGCAGACCGGUAUGGCCGGCGCCGGCUGUGCAUCACAUUCUGCUACCUCUACUCGCUCAGCUGCCUGAUGAAGCUGUCUAGCAGCUUCUUCCUCCUCAUGCUGGGCCGGAUCCUGGGCGGCCUCUCCACCUCCCUCCUCACCUCCGCGUUUGAGAGCUGGAUGAUCUACCAACACAACAAGAAGGGUUUUCCCGAGGAGUGGGUGUCGAGAACCUUUGCCAUUGCCACCUUUGGCAACGGCGUUGUUGCUGUUCUGUCGGGCGUUCUCGCCAACUUUGUCGCUGAACUCCACGGCCACCACCCGUUGCGGCCUUUCUUGCUGUCUGUAUGCUUCCUGGUGCUGUGUGCAUAUCUGAUCAUGACAUUGUGGGAGGAAGACGAACCCGAGCUACUGCUCCGAAAAAACGCCCCCUGUGGUGCAAGCGUGCGCACCAUCUUCUCCUCGCGCAAGAUCCUGCUGCUUGGCGCUGUGCAGGCGACGUUUGAGGCCGCCAUGUACAUGUUCGUGUUCAUGUGGACGCCUGUCCUCGAUCCGCGCGAUGUGGACGUCCAUCCGCCGCUCGGCGUCAUCUUCGGCACAUUCAUGCUCGCCAUCAUGGCCGGCAGCUGUGCCUUCCGUUUCUCCAUUUCCAAGUCUGUGCCUGUGAUGCAGACGGUUGGCUAUGCGUUCGCCACGGCAGCGGUCUGUCUCUUUGGCGCCGCCGCUGUUGAGAGCCGCAGCGCUGCCCUUGUCUUCUUCAUUGUCUUCGAGGCCUGCUGCGGUGUUGUCUUCCCAGGGCUCGGCACGCUGCGCAGCGAGCUGCUGCCGGAAACGGAGCGCGCGAGCAUCAUCAACAUCUUCCGCGUGCCCCUCAACUUCAUGGUCGUGGUCUUCCUCACCAUGGUUGGUCGGCUCACCUUCUCCCACCUCUUUGCCCUGACCGGCGCGCUGUGCACGCUGGCGUUUGCUGCACACGUGUCACUGCAGCGUGUGAUUGCUCGCGAGCUGUAUGACGCCGCACAGCAGACGGCCGCAUAGCAUUGGAGGUGGUGUGUGUACUUGAGCCGGGGGGGGGGUAUGGUUUGCUUGGUGUUGGCUUGCUUGGGUGAUGCUGGUUGAUGCUGGUGGAAAUGGUUUGCUCUGUGAGUUGGUAAUGGUUAAAUGACUGAAUGCGUGCACGGUGGGUUGGUGGAUCUGAACAAGGAAGGGGCACCACAGGCUUAAAGUGGUGCUUGAUAAGGCUAUGACAUUGCGAUAAACGACCGAGAAC